AUGAUCGUAGUGGAUCCGAUAUCACAGCAAAAUAAUUUCACUGGUGGAGAUACAGUUCAAAUUGAAACAAAUAGCGUUAAUUCGUCAAAGAAACGUUUGGUUUUCAAAACUCCCAUCGUGAACCUUACGAAACCUUGCAUAACUCAACCAUCCACAAGUUCAUCUUUUCCUGAUGGAGAUUCAUCUUUGGUGUUGAAUAACAUUGCGCAAAAUAGUGAGAUGAACGAAGCAUUUACUAAUGACGCACCAAAAUCGGUUAAAAUUUGCAAUGAUUCGGAGCAUUCAAGUCAAGGAUCACCCGCUCUGAAAUCAGUUCGGAAAACUGCUCAUGGUGAAUCGGAACAACAAAUCUCAACUGUGUCAGUAUCAAUACCAACAUCAAUUGUGAAGCCAGUUCGGAAAUGGGGUCAAUGGAAUUAUCCUGAAACUAUGAUUUUUUAUGAAGGGAUAAAACAGUUCGGAAAAGAUUUCGAAUUAAUAUCAAGGUUGAUGUUAAAGAGGAAAAUGAAUAAGGACAAGGAACAAAUUAGGAAUUAUUAUUUUAACUCACUCAAAGUUCUUCGAUCAACUGCUCGCAUUGAUGGAGAAAGUUUGUUCAUUGUACCAAGAGACGCAAAAGAACUUUUCAUCGUUAUCAAUGGUUUCGAAUGGAAAAAAAAAGUUGGAAAUAAAUUCGAUUCUGCAAAACUUCGGCAGCUUAUAUUAGAAGGUAACACUUCAGUGCGUUUGAAGCGGAAAAAGCAAUUUCGAACUGUCCGUACGCCUGCCUGCCCCGCUUUGGAAAAGCUAUUCCCUAGUCGAAGUGCAAAAAUUGCUCUUCCAUCUCAUAUUGUGGUACGUUUGCAUCCAAAAUAUUCAAUGGACAGAAUGUAUGUUGAAUCAUGCGGACAAAAUCCUUUUAUAAAAAUUCGUCUGCCGAUUGAAGCACGUUUAGAACGUAUUUUUACCAUUUUGAAUGCUAAAUGGAUUCCGAAAGCCAAAAAGGAUCAUUACGAAGAUAUUGUGGAUCGUCCGAAUAUCGCUCUUUUUCCCGAUAAUACGACUCGAUUAGAACGAGUGAUGGUUCAUUGUACGGAAGAAAUUGCAUCUUCUGGAUUUUCCUUGAAUAGGUUAAAAUCUGAAUAUGAGAAGAUAAAGCAAUUAUCAAGCCAAAAAGAAGCGAAGGCACAAGGGCAAGAUAUGAAGGAACCGAAUGCUACUACGACGCAAUUUCCUUUACUAAUGAAUUAUGAUGAUGUAUGUAAGGCGAGCUCGUCUGUGGAGAAAACUUCAACUGAAAAGGAUGUACCAAAUAAUUUAGUGCACGGUUCAGUUGAUAAUCAGUCUAAUUCAACAAUACUUGAUGAUUUGAAAUUGCGAAAUGGACUUACGGCAAAAAGUGUUGGUGAUGCGGCGUGCGGGAAAACGAAAGAAAUACUUAUGCAAUAUACAGUUAAUGUAAAUCGUAAUAACUCAGUUGAACCGUGGAAUAUUUUCAUCAACUUAUUACAUCGUAAUUAUGGCGAUAAUUUAUGUAAGAUUUUAUCUGAGCCUGCUGACUGUUCCAUGGAAGCUCGAACAGUAAACGUGGUAAACGUAAAGGAUCGACCGAGAAAACCCAGAAUUAUUAAGUCAACAGAUGAUCCUAAUCCAGUUUCAAGUACAGCACCUCUUAACAAUUCUGAAUCAUCAACGAAAAUGCCAGCAGAAACAAUUAUAUCCUUGGUUCCAACAAUUGUUCAAGCUGAAAAUGACGCAUUCAUAAAACAGCUCCAGAGUUUGCAAAUGUCGAGGAAACGUGCCAAGCCUCUCGUUGAACGUUUAAGAGCUAAGGUUAAAUUUUCCUCUCACUUUUUAACUAAACUCGCAAAAAUUCAUCGAGGAAUUAAAAUUGUGGCACGUGGUCCAUUUCCAUCUUUUGCGCAUGGAAUGCAAUGUUCGUGGGCAAACAAUUAUCAAUAUGAACAAACAAACGCAUCAACAAUAAAUUCAUCUUUGGCCGCUUUUAAUAAUAGCAUUGUGGAGCAUUUCGAUUCACAAGUCAUUCGUGGUAACCAUGUUCCCGAUAAUUUUCAUUCUCCAAAUGGCUCCAUAAGUACAACUGGUCAACGUAAUACUGCAUUAGGUUGUGUUAACACGCCAGUGCGAUGUCAUGUUUCGGCUGGUGCAGCUGGCUCCAAUGGAAAUAUAGCGGGUGAAAUAUUGAAUGGACUUUGUUCGAAUGAUUUUCAUAUAGAUACAAAUACCAACGAUACGAAUAGUUUGCUUUCAAAUAAAAGCAUAGUUAGCCUUCCAGAAGAUUUUCGUCAAUCAUUUGAUUUAAUGAUGCAGCAGAGUAGUGUGGAUUAUUGUCGUACCUUUGAAGAUUUGCAAAAUAUUGCCUUAAAUGAUUCGCUGAAAAAAUAA
Messenger RNA from Dracunculus medinensis (Guinea worm), 2385 nucleotides. Lineage: Eukaryota; Metazoa; Nematoda; Chromadorea; Rhabditida; Dracunculidae. The record is from the annotation of a GenBank genome assembly.